Messenger RNA from Clonostachys solani, 1572 nucleotides. The record is from the annotation of a GenBank genome assembly. NCBI's taxonomy places the organism in Eukaryota, Fungi, Ascomycota, Sordariomycetes, Hypocreales, Bionectriaceae.
AUGCGGGAGACAAGCGAAGGUGCGGGACUGAGAAUCUCAGACUUUGGCGAAGACUUGAGUGACGAUGAACUACAAUGCGCGAGAGCAAGCAUUCUCAUAUACUACAAGACGGCACGGUAUAUGACGGGGGAUGAUCAGAAGAAGGCGAAAGCUGAAUUGCUGAAAUGGGCGUUUUUACCGACUUCGGCUGGGGCAGCCCAACCGACUCAGAACAAAGUUAUACGACGAGCAAAGGGGACGGACAAGGUCACGCUGUGGCUGAUUGACUGCAUCUUUCCUGGAAUGGUCCCGAACACCAGGCGUUUGUAUGCGAGUCACCUUGAGACGCUCGCCAAGGCCUACCGGUCGCCGUAUCCUGCUUAUCUGGUUCCCCAAGCGAUCUCUCGAGUGAAACCACCUGAGGUGCGAUUGGAAUGCUUCCUGAUUACGCCAACCGGCGAGUGGACUAGUGUGUACCACUUGCCGUUGCUCUUGAGGGGUAAGUGGACAGGGCAGCCCAGGUACAAGUUCUCGGAAAAGGUGCAGAGGGAACUGGAGGGUGGAAAUGAUAUUGAGAGUGAUGAUGAGGGCGAGGAGAGUGAUGAGAGCGAGGAGAGUGAUGAGAGCGAGGAGAGUGAUGAGAGCGAGAAGAGUGAUGAGAGCGAGGAGAGUGAUGAGAGCGAGGAGAGUGAUAAGAGCGAGAAGGGUGAGGACCACGCUGAUGGAGGGGUCUCGCCGAGAAAGAAAUAUAGGCAGUCGCCCACGGCAAAGGGCAAACCAUCCUCUGUGAAGACCAAACCCACUAGCAAGUCGAACACGUUAUUCCAGAAAUCGGGCGACAAACCACUGGACCGACGAGGCACGGAUGGAGAUGGUGCAAGGAUGGAUGAACACGGUUUUUACAUCUUCCCUGCGGGUAGGCAUAAGCCGAGACCGGGUGAACCUUUUCUGGACACAGGAUUCACUUGGGCAAAGAUGGCGGAGGCAGCGACCAAGAACAAUGGAACCGUCUAUGCGUUUAUUGCGUCAGAAGGGUUGGACCCCACGCUUUUCGACUACGCGCAUAUCAAAGAUGAGACGGAGGCAUUAAUUGGUAUUACGGAAAACAGGAAAAAGCUGCAACGGCAACAGGACCCCAAGACCCGUGAGAGGUCGCCUGCUGAUGACGAUUAUCGCAGGAAGUCGUCUCGGUAUGAGAAGGAUCAUGCGAAACCGGAUCUGUUCACACAAUCUCGGCCUGCGGAGACUCAUUCCCACCAGCAGUUUGCUUUCCCGACAGCGGCGGCUGCCCAUCAAUUCCCAGUAAUGGGCGAUUUCUAUCAGACGCCCGUUUAUCCGCCUACCCAGGCAGUUUUCCCGCAAACCUCUACCGGCUUGGGGCUUGUUAGACCAUCGCGCGAUUACGAAGGAGCACUCGCAGAAGCGAUUAGUCGCCAUACCGCGGACCUGGAACAGACCGACCGCGAUAUCGUCAAGGCGAACCGAGAGCUCGCUAGCCUGCAUGCAAAGAGGGCGAACUUACAACUGCUGGUAAACUCGAUGUCGAGCCAAAUGGCGAUGAUGCGGCAAAAUGCAUCGGCUGGACAAAGCUAG